This is a messenger RNA of Rhinolophus ferrumequinum (greater horseshoe bat), 3491 nucleotides long. It is a transcript of the gene TSPAN18, whose product is annotated as tetraspanin 18. The transcript has 11 exons. Gene Ontology annotation, cellular component: membrane. The record is from RefSeq and is a predicted model, not a curated record. The coding region runs from base 573 to 1319 and encodes 248 amino acids. NCBI's taxonomy places the organism in Eukaryota, Metazoa, Chordata, Mammalia, Chiroptera, Rhinolophidae.
CCGGGCGGACGCGGCGCGGAGCGAUCCACAGCCGAACCGCGCGAGGCCGCCCGAGCCCCGGCCCCGAACCCCGAGCCCCGAGCGAGUGCAGCCGCGGCCGCCGCCUCGCGCCAGCGGGUCCCUGGACAAGCCGCCGCCGCCGCCAGGAAGGCAGCCGGCGCCCAGCAAGUUGCGAGCGCGCUUCUCCGCCCGGGGAAAGUUUCCCUCGCGGCCGCCGGCAGGAGUUGGCGAGGGGUCCAGCCGCUGCCUCUGGAAGAGCUUACCUAGAAGCCACCAUCAGAAAGAGACCUCAAGAGAGUCCUGACAGCCCUGAAGGGAAAAGACACCCGUUGAAAGAGGUGGACACCUCCUGGAUAGUCCCAAGCUUGCAGUGGCCAGAGCUUCUGACGCUGUCCUCAAAGCCACUUGAACCCUUUGAAUUUGGCUUCGAGAAACGUGGGCACCUACCUUUUCCAGACCUUCCCACGCUGGCCACCCAGGACAAGCUGGGCCAAUAAAAGAAAUAUACAGGAGCCCCUCUGACCAGGAGACUCCGUCUGCUGACGCCUAAAGAACUGCCCAGGCGGAGCACCAUGGAAGGCGACUGUCUGAGCUGCAUGAAGUAUCUGAUGUUUGUUUUCAAUUUCUUCAUAUUUCUGGGCGGGGCCUGCCUGCUAGGCCUCGGCAUCUGGGUCCUGGUGGACCCCACCGGCUUCCGAGAGAUUGUGGCUGCCAAUCCCCUGCUCAUCACGGGCGCCUACAUCCUCCUGGCCAUGGGAGGCCUGCUCUUCCUGCUCGGCUUCCUGGGCUGCUGUGGGGCUGUCCGUGAGAACAAGUGUCUGCUGCUGUUUUUCUUCCUGUUCAUUCUGAUCAUCUUCUUGGCAGAACUCUCGGCGGCCAUCCUGGCCUUUAUCUUCAGGGAAAAUCUCACCCGUGAAUUCUUCACCAAGGAGCUCACCAAGCACUACCAGGGCAACAAUGACACAGAUGUCUUCUCUGCCACCUGGAACUCGGUCAUGAUCACAUUUGGUUGCUGUGGGGUCAACGGGCCUGAAGACUUUAAGUUUGCAUCCGUUUUUCGACUCCUGACUUUGGACAGUGAGGAGGUGCCGGAGGCCUGCUGCCGAAGAGAACCCCAGAGUCGGGAUGGGGUCCUGCUGAGCAGGGAGGAAUGUCUCCUGGGAAGGGACCUGUUCCUGAACAAGCAGGGCUGCUACACGGUGAUCCUCAACGCCUUCGAAACCUACGUCUACCUGGCUGGAGCCCUCGCCAUCGGGGUGCUGGCCAUCGAGCUUUUCGCCAUGAUCUUCGCCAUGUGCCUCUUCCGGGGCAUCCAGUAAAGGGUGUGACCUGAAGCCUGAAGACUCAUCCCACCCAUCACUGCCCAGCACCCAAGCCCUCCCUACCCUCCCCCACACCCUUGCCCCCUUGACCCUGGGGGCGGGGGAGCCGGGGAGGUGAGGCCAUCAUGAGUGGCUAGGAGAAGGGACGGGGAAAUCGCUAUUUUUUUAACAAAACAAAAUGACAAAAAUAUGGACUGAUGUACCCCGCCUGGAUUCCAGUGGGAGCCAUGGGCUCGGCACAGGUGCCCCAGCACCUGCACCCAAGAUGCCGACUGCACUGGAGACCAAAGGGACGUCAGUCCUAGGUCCCCUCCUCGGCCCAGCCAGACUCUGGCAGCCCUCAGUGCUUCAUGGCCAGGUGCCAAGAAAGUGAGAAUUCAGGCGACAAGAAGGCAAAAGCAAAUCUCGGAGCGAAGUCGCCAAAGCCCAGGGGACCCAAGGAGACAUGGUCAACACCUCCAGUCCUUGAGGACUUGGCACCUACACGCAAUCCCUGGUCCUCCGGUGGAUGGAGUUAUCCCUGCUCCGGCUGGGGCCCAGGGUAGGCUGCGGACACUGGACCCCGUGGCCCAGCUGCUGGUCUCCUUGCUUUCCGCAGCUGUUGGACCAAAUCUGGAAGGCGCAGAUUCUCAUCCACAGUCACACAGCAUAUGCAUGACAGUUCUGAACGAGAACUGGGUCAUCUCCAAGCUGCCUGUCCGUCCCUCCAGGGCUCCGUUAGUCCAGCAGAUCUGCGGCUCACACCCCUCCCUGGCCUCAGCAUUGUGGUUUCCCCAGAAGAGACAGCAGAGUGGUCAGGAACUGCGUCUUCCCAGCUCCACAGCUAAGACAUUUUAGGACUCUGUCGCCCCGCCCUCCUCUCACCUCCCCACACUUGGAAGCCCCCAGAAACACACACAUGCACACACAUCAGAGUCCCGUUUCCACACUGCCCACCUCUCCCUACAAGCUGUCGCUUUCCCUGUUCUCCACCAAUUCCCUGGCUCGGCUGGAAGGAGCCCCCAAGAUCAUGGGUUCUCCUCUCCCCACCCAGAACUGUGGCUUGGGUAUCUUCUAUAAGGUCCCCAACAAGACAUCUCCACCCUCUUCAUGAACACCUCCAGGGGCGGGGAGUUUACUACCUCCCAAGACAACCUCUGCCUUCGGACUGCUCUGACUAUAGCGUCAGCUCAAUACACGAGAUUUUCCUGUGGUUUUUUCCGUGGCACCCCACUUGCUCUGCCUCCUUUCCUAAGUGUUAAGGCCACAUGUUGUCUCACCCCGAGCCCUGUUAUCUCCAGGCUAAAGAACUUCCGGGCAUCUCAUCAUUUCUGCGGUGACAUGGUUUUCUGUCCCUUCACUGUCCAUAGCACAUUUCUGAGUGCUCCCUCCAGGCUUGGGCAGGGAGAGGUUUUCCCACAAACUCACGGACACCCACUGCAGCACCCACAAAUCAGCUCCUCAUACACAGACCUCAAGUGCUAGACCAGUAUCGGCAACUGGAUUGCAAGAUGCUUCAACCCCAAUCAGUCAGGAGUGGCUGCCAGAGGCUGUGCCAAGGAUCUGAGGUUUGGUCUGGGCUCAGUGGGAGAGGGCAAUGUAAUCUCUAUUAGUAAUGUCUGCUGGAUACCUUGAGCUUGAUUAGUGAUGUCUGCCACAGGCACGGGAAUGGGAGGAUCGGGGGUGCCUGCCCUCCUUUCCUGUCUCUACUCUCUUCAGGGUCUGGGACAAGUCCAUUCUGUCUCAGACCCUGUGCCAGCUUCCAGCCUCCCCUCAUGCUUUCUAGCCACUGGGAGAGACAAAGCUGCAGCCCAGUGCUCCCUUAGUUUACCACCUGCCCCCUUCUGAGAUGCAGUCAGGGCUCUGUGCCUGCUGUAAAGACUUGGUUAGACCCUCUUCCCGUUGCUCCCUUUCCCCCUGCCACUCUCCUACUGUCCCCACCUGUCCUGGCCCUCUCUCCAGGUCUCCAAAUUGAGGCUUUCCAAAUUGUCCGUUAAUAGCCGGCCCUGGCAACUCCACGAUGCCAUGAGCUCCCUCGUGACUAGGCAUUCCUGGGAUCCUGGGGGCCCCACAGCUGGUACCCCCGCCCAGCAUGAGAAGGGCAUGGGGCCUGCCCCUCUAGACCCACCCACACGCUUACCUCCAGCUUCCUGGAAGAGGCAACUGGAUGGUCUGAGAUUGAACAAAAAA